Ylistrum balloti is the source of this 5050-nucleotide messenger RNA. Its product is annotated as conserved oligomeric Golgi complex subunit 3-like. Bases 1 to 2553 code for a protein of 850 amino acids. Lineage: Eukaryota; Metazoa; Mollusca; Bivalvia; Pectinida; Pectinidae. The transcript has 22 exons. Gene Ontology annotation, biological process: intracellular protein transport; Golgi organization; intra-Golgi vesicle-mediated transport. The record is from RefSeq and is a predicted model, not a curated record. Gene Ontology annotation, cellular component: cis-Golgi network; membrane; COG complex.
AUGGCGGACACGUUGGCUUUACCUGUCAACCAGAGAGUGAUACGUGAUCGUUUGCAUGCUUGGGAAUCAACCACUGAAUCCACAGCUCCACUUACUGGCACUCAGAAGGAUGCUUUGUUGGAAUUGACAUCAAAAACGUCAGAAAGGCCAUUUCCUAAAGAUCUUCCAGAGGAUGAAGUUCCAUUUGCAAUGUCAAAAUCUCUGUCCUCUCAGUUGACUAGCGACGUCUACCAGGGAAACAAGGAUUUUACUCUGUCAGAUGACACAGAAAAAAUUGACACUGCUCAACAGUUUUUCUCCUGGUUUUCCACGGUGGAAGAAGACAUUGAGAGAGAUGAAGAGAUAACUUACAGACGUUACAUAGAGGAGCUUAGAGAAUAUCAGAAACAAUGUGAUCAAGUCCUGGAAGAAGUUGGGAGCGCUUUAGAUUACCUCUGCAGUCUCCAGGCCCACUACAUCCACGUCUCCACAAAAACAAACGCUCUCCAUGAUGCCUGCGAACAUCUGCUUGCAGAACAGACACGCCUCAUCAACACAGCAGAAAACAUCAGCAAUAAGUUGUCUUACUUCAAUGAGCUGGACCGAAUAUCUUCAAAACUUGGGUCUCCCACUCUAACUGUCACCAAUGAAUCCUUUGUGCCCAUGCUGUCCCGGUUAGAUGAGUGUAUACUGUAUAUAUCAAAUAAUGCACGCUGUAAGGAAUCUGCAAUUUACCUCACCAAGUUUAGACACUGCCUUGCUCGUGCUUUAAAUCUUAUUAAAUGUCAUGUGGUACACAUCUUACAAAUGGCUACACAGCAAGUGCAGCCAACUAAGGAUACUGUCAGUGUUGGUGACAAUGCCUUCACAUUAUUCUAUGGAAAGUUUCGAGCCAACGCUCCUCGCGUGAAAUCUCUGAUGGAGGAACUGGAACAGAGGGUAGAUAAAAGUCCAGAGUAUGUACAGAUACUAGCGGAUUGUCAUCAGUGUUACUUUCAACAGAGAGAGGUGCUGUUGGGACCAAGUGUGUCAUCGACUGUUACAGACCUGGCUACAAAACACGCUCGUGACCAUUGUGCUCUGAUGAGAAGUGGCUGUGCCUUUAUGGUCCAUGUAUGCGAGGACGAACAUCAACUCUACUUCAACUUUUUCUCCAAACCAACUGAAAGAUUAGAUGAGAUGUUAGAACACCUUUGUAACAGUCUGUAUGACAUGUUCCGACCUCUCAUCAUCCACAUCAACCACUUGGAAACAUUAGCAGAGUUAUGUUCCAUCCUCAAGAUAGAGAUGCUUGAGGAACAUGUACAGAAUAACGUGAAAGAGCUUGGAGCCUUUGAGACAAUCUGUAAGCAGAUGUUGAUGGAUGUACAAGAGCGACUUGUGUAUAGGACAUACAUUUGUAUCAAGGCUGACAUUCUCAACUAUAAUGCUGCCCAAGGUGACCUUGCUUACCCAGAGAAGCUGGAGAUGAUGGAGAGUAUAGCAGAGGGUAUUAAAAACAGUCAGAAUGCCAAGGAAAGGACAUCCUCAGUAUCGUCAGUGGGUGAAGGUCACAAAAGGUCACUCUCAAAUGUUUCCAAUACCAGUCUGGAGGUAGCUGAGAUUACAGAUGGUGAUCAGAAAGAGAUGGGCCCACCUAAUGUUGGAGGGGACCCACAACAUCCUCAGGGGACCUCCAUGCCUCUAUCUCCUGCUGACCUCCAUGGUAUGUGGUACCCGACAGUGCGCCGGACACUAGUCACCCUGUCUAAGCUCUACAGGUGUAUAGAUAAAACUACCUUCCAAGGUCUGUCUCAGGAGGCACUCCAGUCCUGUAUACAAAGUCUACAGAACGCCAAGGAUGGCAUCACAAAACGCAAGAAUGUAUUGGAUGGAGAGCUGUUCAUCAUCAAACACCUUCUGAUUUUACGUGAACAAAUUGCUCCUUUCCAAGCUGAUUUUUCUAUUAGGGAAACUUCACUUGAUUUCAGUAAAUUCAAAGACCUGAGUUUAUCACAAGCUGGGCAUAAGUUUUUGGGUGCAGCAUAUGGUCUUGUAAACAAUAAGUCCAGGCUGUUUGCUUUAAACAGCACCAAUGCAUUACUACAAUUCAUACUGGAGGGAACGCCACAAGUGACUGAAUAUUUUGUUGAUUCCAAGAGAGAUGUUGAUCAGCAAUUGAAGAAAAGUUGUGAAGAUUUCAUACACCAUGUUACUGGGCUGUUUACAGAACCACUUCAGACAUUUCUGUCCAGGGCGAGUGUAGUUAUUAGUAUGAAGACGGAGGAGCCGACCAGAAAUGUAACACUACGACAACAGCCCUUUGCCACGCCAGAGAAGUUACAUGAUGUCAUAGCAGAGACAUAUCGCAAUCUCAAGACACGUCUCCCCACAGUCCAACGAUCUAUGGCUCUGUACUUGGCCAACAGAGACACAGAGGUCAUUCUCUUCAAGCCAGUUAAGGUAAACAUUCAGCAAACAUUUCAACAAGUGGACAAGAUUUUGGCUGAUUAUUACACAGAGGAGGACAGACAGAUUGUGGCCUCUCCCAGCUCUGAACAGAUUAAUUUAUUGCUAUCAACAUCCAAGUCCUGAGGAGUGUAGGAACAGUGUUAAUAUCUGUGAUACCAGUCCCCUAUAGACACUACUACAAAGUCUGGCGAUCCCCAGGCAUCUUAUCAUUAUAGGGACAUUUUCAUGUGAUUUGUUGUUAUGAUGUCAGGUCUCUCAGUUAUGGUUCACAACUGUAAGCAAUAAGUUUUACUUACAGUAGUCUAAUUAGGUAGUGUGUAAACCACAUUUUUCAGAAUUUUUUACUGUAGACAUUAUAGAAGGCUUAAUUUCAUUCAAAUUGUGAGGGAUAAAACUUGAACAGAGGAUAAUAAUUAUUGAAGGAAAGAAAUAACAUGAUUAUGUAAAUUAAGUCAAACUUGUGCUGGAAGUCAACAGGAUAUGUUAUCACAAACAGAUACAAGAGAAGAAUUUGCUGGAACACAUAAACAAUCUUAAUUAAAAUGGGGUUUUGGUGUUAUCAGAAUUCAACAUGAUAAAGCUUCACUGCAUUUACUUUUCUAAAUUUUUCCCUGAUCAACACAACAUGUGAAAGGAAAAGAAAUAUUUUUGUCAUAAUUGCCAUUGACGCCUAAUAUGGAAAAGGUGGGUUAUUAUGUUGAAUGUAAUUAAUACCUAAUAGUACCCAGAUGUGUUAAUUACAUUGUUUAUUAUUUGGGUUAUUUUGUGUAAAUUUACAUAAUAGUAACCAGAGGUGAUAAUUUUUUUUAUUUUCUUUUGAAUUUUUUUUUUUUUUCAUGUAGAUUUAUAUAUAUAUAUAUGGCGUUAUGUUUAUGAUCAUAUCAGUACACAAUACUGUAAGGUAUAAGGACUAUAGAUAUUCAUAUUUAUGACUGACCUAUUGACGUGAUGUGCAAUACAUGAAUCAUGGGGACGGAGUAUGUUGUGAGGACUGUAUAACAAGAAUUGUUUGAUGUGGAGGAAACUUUAUUAUUGUCAUAGCUAAGUAAAUCUUGAAACACUUUUUCUUCAGGUAUUUAUUUUGCAUGAUAGGUUUACCAUCCUAAUCUCGACAUGACUAGAAAUUAUAUUUACUUUAGAAAAGCAAUAUCUACUGAUGUUUAAAGGUCAUCUGACCCAAAAGGUCAUGGUAACCAAUAGCCUUUGUGCUUCGUCUGUCGUCAUCCGCCGUGAAUAAACUUUUGACAUUUUAAACUUCAUCUUAAGUUCCACCAGUUGGAUUGAUCUCCAACUUGCAUGAAAUGAUCCCGAGAUGGUCCUGACUAAGUGUUGUUAUUUUUCUGGAUGGUCUGAAAUCCAAGAUAGAAGCCAUCUUGAAAAAAACAUAUUUUAAACUAUUUCCAGUUCCCCUGGUGCCAUUGGGCUAAAAACUUGUGGGAAUGUUAAAGAAAGGUAGCCAAUAAAGUGUUGUUAUUUUUCGUCAAAACUUUGACAUGGAAGCAAGGGAGGUAAUUCUCUAACAUGAUUGUGCAAUCAUAGUUUUCCUUUGCAACACUAAUUUCAAAAUUUCACCAGUAGCAUUGAACUCCAACUUUACAGUCAAAAUGUAGGUAAGGCUUCUUACAAUUACCUAUUGCUCACCAAACCUACCAUCUUCAUCAUGGAAAACAGCUUGUAAGUAAGUUUUCAUUCAAAGAAGAAAAAAUAACCCUUCUCCCUACUGAAAUUUUUUGUAGUCAGAUGACCGUUAAGGCCCUUAGGCCUCUUGUUUUAAUAGUGAGGGAGGUUAUUUUGAUGGAAAUUAUGUUUUUUCAUUUAAUAUAUGAGUAUUGUUGAUUUAAACGUAAAGAUGGUACAUUGUAAUACAGAUGGUCUAGCACUGUAAAUGAAACUCUAGCUGAGGAAAGAUAUGGUUAUAUUAGAGGGAUGUAUAUGUGUGCAAUGAUAAGGCCUUUGUGAUUGUGCUAUAACUUACAUUGUAUAGAAUGAUGUAUGAAAACUUAGUUUUGCUUGCUUAUUUAUAUGAUUUGCUUGUAACUGAGGAAGUUGAUACCUGGUGAUUAUUUCAGAUAAUUCCACUUGUAAGAAAAUUAGAGUCUACAUCCGUACACUAUUACUGCAACACACCUUUUAUCAUGUGUGUUGUCAAAUGUUAAUAAGAAAUUCCAAAUACAAUAGCAGAAUUUAAUUACAAAUAAAUCAAUUAUUACAGACAUGCUAAGGAUUGUAAACAAUAAUAUGUUAUCAUACUUUAGCUUUUGGUGCAUAAGAACAUGUAAAUUAUUUAUCAUUAAUCAGUUACUGGUUAAGUAUAUUGUUUCUUGUUACAAAUAUUAAAUGUGUACAAAUCCAUUCAUGUCAUUAAUUGGUUGGGAUGCAAUAGAUUUUAGCACACCAAGGAAUUAUCCUGGAUCAAGGUCUGUCCUUUAUUUGUUAGGUUUGUGUGAUUGAGUUUUAAGUAGAACAGGCUCUUGGACGGACCAAAAUAUCAAGGUUUUUAUAUAUAUGUUACUUAUGUGAUGGUCUGAGUGUAUUAUUUACUAUCUAGCAGCUGUUACUGUAUAGUUUUCACUGGGUAAAUUUUAUACUUGGAAAAUUAAAGAUAAUGUGAUGGAAACAA